CUCUUCCCGCCUCCUCCCUCCCUCUGACCUCCUCCGGCGGCUCCUUCUCCUUGUCUCCCCGGACUCUCCGCUCCAUCAUGGGCUUCGGUGACCUGAAAACCGCCUCCGGUGUCAAAGUGCUCAAUGACUUUCUGUCGGAGCGCAGCUAUAUCGAGGGGUUCGUCCCCUCUCAGGCCGACGUGGCCGUCUUCGAGGUGAUGUCGGCCUCGCCCCCGGCUGACCUGUGCCACGCCCUCCGCUGGUUCAACCACAUCAAGUCGUACCAGGGCCAGAAGAGCAGUCUUCCAGGUGUGAAGAAACCUCUGGGUCAGUACGGCCCAGUCGGCGUGGCCGACGCCACCUCCGCCGCCGCUUCAAAGGACGAGGACGAUGACGACAUCGACCUGUUCGGCUCCGACGAGGAGGAAGACGCAGAGGCCGCCAGGCUGAAGGAGGAGCGACUGGCCGAGUACGCCGCCAAGAAGUCCAAGAAGCCCACCCUCAUCGCAAAAUCUUCCAUCCUAUUGGACGUGAAGCCGUGGGACGAUGAGACAGACAUGUCUAAACUGGAGGAGUGUGUCCGCAGUAUCCACAUGGACGGGCUCGUUUGGGGACAGUCCAAACUGGUCCCGGUGGGUUACGGCAUCAAGAAGCUGCAGAUUGGCUGCGUGGUGGAAGACGACAAGGUGGGCACAGACCUGCUGGAGGAACACAUCACGGCCUUCGAGGACUUUGUCCAGUCGAUGGACGUCGCAGCAUUCAACAAGAUCUGAAACUGCAAACCUUUCACAAUAAAAGCACUUGAGCACAA
Molecule: messenger RNA, 790 nt
Organism: Scophthalmus maximus (turbot)
Lineage: Eukaryota; Metazoa; Chordata; Actinopteri; Pleuronectiformes; Scophthalmidae
Gene: eef1b2
Product: eukaryotic translation elongation factor 1 beta 2
Exons: 7
Coding region: 78-752 (224 amino acids)
Biological process (GO): translational elongation
Cellular component (GO): cytosol; eukaryotic translation elongation factor 1 complex
Molecular function (GO): guanyl-nucleotide exchange factor activity; translation elongation factor activity
Source: RefSeq, a predicted model, not a curated record